Molecule: messenger RNA, 1194 nt
Organism: Cadophora gregata
Lineage: Eukaryota; Fungi; Ascomycota; Leotiomycetes; Helotiales; Ploettnerulaceae
Exons: 2
Coding region: 1-1194 (397 amino acids)
Source: RefSeq, a predicted model, not a curated record
AUGGAUAAAAUCAUGCAAGCUGCUACUACUGGAGAGGUAGAAAACAUGCCGCUUCAGCUCGAGGUCUCUGGUCCAUCAGUUGAGGAAGCUGGAAUUGUUGCAAAACCCUUCGAACUUGUUGGAGACGACAAGGUUGAAUCUCUCACUUCUGGUCCAAAGCUCUCUGCUACCAGCGAGCCAACGCCAGAUGCUCCGAUCGCCUCCAACUCCGCGCCGAUCCCAGCAAAUAGGAACGUCGCCUGGAUCCCUCUCACCGAAUUCAAAUACUUCUCAAAGCUCCCCUUCGAGCUGCGCAGCAUGAUCUAUGUCAUCGCCAUUAAAGAUUAUUCGCCCCGAAUCCUCGCUAUCCAGCCUCAAUACCGCGAACAUCCGGGCCUCAUCCACGCCUGGAAGGAGUCGCACGAAGCUUGCACAAAGUACUACUACUACUGCGCCAGCAAGCAACGCUGCAAGUUCUUCCGAUUCUUCAUCGACUACCGAAAGGAUAUUCUCUACCUCAACCACCCAUUCACCCUCCUAGGCGGAAAAUGUCAGCAGAGCCCUCUUCAAUCCACACACACGAUUUAUCCUGAGUUCCUGGAGCUUAUCGAGACACUCGCUAUGAAUCUCAAGGAGGUGCGCAACUUGUCUGGUGAUCAUCGUGGCAAGAAUACCAUUUGGUUGAUGCUCAGCAAGUGGUGCCCUAACCUGAAAGAGCUCAAAGUCGUCGUUAAUAACUUGCCAACCAAUGGUCUCUUGCUCGAUUUCAAGCCGAUCAUGACAGCUAAAGUUUACAAAGAGAUGAUUGAUAUACCGAAACAAAGAGCAAUUGAGGAGAUCAGUGGUAGCUUCAAGAAGGCGAAGAAGCACUAUGGUCUUGUGACGGAGUUGCAGAUGAGAUUGGUGGUUAUUGAUGAGAGUGCACCGAAGGUCAAGAGUAAGAAAGAAAGGGCUGUCAUUGCAGAGGCAUGGAAGAAGGCGAACAUGAAGGUUAAUGGAGUAUCUGAGGUCGACCAAAUUGUUACACAACUCGAAGGCGGCGCUACUGGAUCUGAAGGUGCUGGCAUAGGCUCAUCCGGUGGGGCGAAGAAGGACAAGAAAGCUUCUGAGACGUCAAAGCUACCUGCGAAGCUCCAGAAGGCUGGUAAUGGCAAGUUGGCUAAGAACAAUUCUGGCAAGUUCAGCGGCAAGCCCACAGUAAAAGCAAGGAAGUAG